Molecule: messenger RNA, 4047 nt
Organism: Elephantulus edwardii (Cape elephant shrew)
Lineage: Eukaryota; Metazoa; Chordata; Mammalia; Macroscelidea; Macroscelididae
Gene: ADCY9
Product: adenylate cyclase 9
Exons: 10
Coding region: 1-4047 (1348 amino acids)
Biological process (GO): intracellular signal transduction; cyclic nucleotide biosynthetic process; adenylate cyclase-activating G protein-coupled receptor signaling pathway
Molecular function (GO): adenylate cyclase activity
Source: RefSeq, a predicted model, not a curated record
AUGGCUUCUCCGCCCCACCAGCAGCUGCUGCAUCACCGCCACAGCACUGAGGUAAGCUGCGACUCCAGCGGGGACAGCAACAGCGUGCGGGUCAAGAUUCACCCCAAGCAGCUGUCGUCUGGCAGCCACCCGAAGCACUGCAAGUACAGCAUCUCUUCGAGCUGCAGCAGCUCGGGCGACUCAGGGGCCGGGCCGCGCAGGGUGGGCGGCGCAGGCCGCCUGCGCCAUCAAAAGAAGCUGCCUCAGCUCUUCGAGCGGGCCUCCAGCCGCUGGUGGGACCCCAGGUUUGACUCGGUGAACCUGGAGGAGGCGUGCCUGGAGCGCUGCUUCCCGCAGACGCGGCGCCGCUUCCGUUACGCGCUCUUCUACAUCGGCUUUGCCUGCCUGCUCUGGAGCGUCUACUUCACGGUGCACAUGCGAGCCAGGCUGGUGGUCCUAGUCGCCCCCGCCCUGUGCUUCCUGGCGGUGUGCGUGGGUUUCUUUCUGUUCACCUUCACGAAGCUGUACGCCCGCCACUACGGAUAUACCGCGCUGCUCCUCAUCAUCAUGCUCAGUGCCCUGACACUGGCCUUGCACUUCCAGGUUCAGUCCCCGCCCCCAGGACUCCAGGACAGUGCCAAUGACACACUUGCCGCCAGGGCUCCUGCAGCCUGCUUGUCUCAAGUGGGCAGCUUCUCCACAUGCAUCGAAGUGCUCUUUCUGCUCUACACCGUCAUGCACCUCCCUUUGUACCUGAGCCUGUUCCUGGGGGUGGCCUACUCCUCGCUCUUUGAGACCUUUGGAUACUAUUUCCAAGAUGCCGCUUGCUUCCCCGCUGUGGUGGGAGCGGGGGCUAUGCACUGGGAGCUCCUGAGCCGGGCGCUACUCCACCUGUGCGCGCAUGCCAUCGGGGUCCACCUGUUCGUCAUGUCACAGGUGCGGUCCCGCAGCACCUUCCUUAAGGUGGGGCAAUCCAUCAUGCACGGCAAGGACCUGGAGGUGGAAAAAGCCCUCAAGGAGAGGAUGAUCCAUUCAGUGAUGCCCAGGAUCAUCGCCGACGACCUGAUGAAACAGGGCGACGAGGAGAGUGAGAACUCUGUCAAAAGGCACGCCACCUCCAGCCCCAAGAACAGGAAAAAGAAGACCUCCAUACAGAAGACCCCCAUUGUUUUCCGCCCAUUCAAGAUGCAGCAGAUCGAAGAAGUCAGCAUCCUGUUUGCAGACAUCGUGGGGUUCACCAAGAUGAGUGCAAACAAGUCGGCUCACGCGUUGGUGGGCCUCCUGAAUGACCUCUUUGGCCGCUUCGACCGCCUGUGCGAGGAGACCAAAUGUGAGAAGAUCAGCACGCUGGGUGACUGCUACUACUGCGUGGCUGGCUGCCCGGAGCCACGCACCGACCAUGCCUACUGCUGCAUCGAGAUGGGCCUGGGCAUGAUCAAAGCCAUCGAGCAGUUCUGCCAGGAGAAGAAGGAGAUGGUGAACAUGCGUGUGGGUGUGCACACUGGCACAGUCCUCUGCGGCAUCCUGGGCAUGCGGAGGUUUAAAUUUGACGUAUGGUCCAAUGACGUGAACUUGGCCAACCUCAUGGAGCAGCUCGGGGUUGCUGGCAAGGUCCACAUUUCCGAGGCCACUGCCAGAUACUUAGAUGAUAGGUAUGAAAUGGAAGAUGGGACAGUGUUUGAGCGCCUGGGGCAGAGCGUGGUGGCUGACCAGCUUAAAGGUCUGAAGACAUACCUGAUUUCGGGUCACAGAAGGAAGGAGACUCAGUGCAGCUGUUCCCAGGCCUUGCUUUCUGGCCUCGAGGUCAUUGGCGGCCCCCAGGGGUCUGCAGGCCCUAGGUUACAGGGGACAGCGGUGCCGGGGAGUGCAAGUGACUUGGUGCAGACUGUCCAAACCUUUGAUAACCUUAAGACCUGCCUUGCAUGUGGAAUUACGUUUCCUCCCAAAUCUGAAGCUGGUGCAGAAGAAGGAGUGGUCCAGAACGGCUGUCAAGAUGAUCAUAAAAACAGCACCAAGCCAUCUGUAGGGCCUCAUUCCAAAUCCCAGAAUGGACUGCUGAGCCCCCCACCUGAGGAAAAGCUCACCAACAGCCAGACCUCCCUUUGUGAGAUGCUACAAGAGAAGGGGCGGUGGGCAGGGGUGAGCUUGGACCAGUCGGCUCUCCUCCCACUGAGGUUCAAGAACAUCCGGGAGAAAACAGAUGCCCAUUUUGUUGAUGUUAUCAAAGAAGACAGCCUGAUGAAAGAUUACUUUUUCAAGCCACCCAUUAAUCAGUUCAGCUUGAACUUUCUGGACCAGGAGCUUGAGCGAACCUACAGGACCAGCUACCAGGAAGAGGUCAUAAAGAAUUCUCCCGUGAAGACGUUUGCCAGCCCCACCUUCAGUUCCCUCCUGGAUGUGUUUCUGUCGAUGACAGUGUUCCUGGUCCUUUCCAUCACCUGCUUCCUUAAGUAUGGGGCCACCGCCUUGCCACCACCCCCCACGGCUCUGGCUGUCUUCUGUGUUGCCCUGCUUCUGGAGGUGCUGUCCCUCAUCGUCUCCAUCAGGAUGGUCUUCUUUCUGGAGGAUGUCCUGGCCUGCACCAAGCAGCUGCUGGAGUGGAUCGCUGGUUGGCUCCCCAGACAUUUUGUUGGUGCCCUCCUGGUCUCCAUUCCUGCCCUUGCCGUCUACUCCCACAUAACUUCUGAGUUUGAGACAAACAUCCAUUUCACCACGUCCAUGUGCUCAGCCAUCCUGAUUGCCAUUGUACAGUACUGCAACUUUUGCCAGCUCAGCUCCUGGAUGCGGUCUUCCCUGGCCACUGUGGUGGGCGCAGGACCCCUGCUCCUACUCUACAUCUCCCUGUGUCCUGACAGUUCCAUGGUGACAGCACACAUGGCUGGCAUACAGAAUGUCAGCUCCCAGGGGAGUCUCUGCAACAGCUCGCAGCCCCAGAAUAGCAGGAAGCCAGCCAGCAUGAUCGGCCAGGAAGUGCUGCUGAGCUGCUUCCUUCUGCUGCUCCUGGUUUGGUUCCUGAACCGAGAGUUUGAGGUCAGCUACCGCCUGCACUACCACGGAGACGUAGAAGCCGACCUCCACCGUACCAAGAUCCAGAGCAUGCGGGACCAGGCGGACUGGCUGCUAAGAAACAUCAUCCCUUAUCACGUGGCUGAGCAGCUCAAGGUCUCCCAGACCUACUCCAAGAACCACGAUAGCGGGGGCGUCAUCUUUGCCAGCAUCGUCAACUUCAGUGAGUUCUAUGAGGAGAACUACGAGGGUGGCAAGGAGUGCUACCGGGUCCUGAAUGAGCUUAUUGGGGACUUUGACGAGCUGCUGAGUAAGCCGGACUACAGCAACAUUGAGAAGAUCAAGACCAUUGGAGCCACCUACAUGGCUGCCUCGGGGCUGAACACGGCCCAGUGCCAGGAUGGCAGCCAUCCCCAGGGGCACCUGCAGGUCCUAUUUGAGUUCGCCAAGGAAAUGAUGGGUGUGGUGGAUGACUUCAACAAUAACAUGCUGUGGUUCAACUUCAAGCUGCGCGUGGGCUUCAACCACGGGCCUCUGACAGCUGGCGUCAUUGGCACCACCAAGCUGCUCUAUGAUAUCUGGGGGGACACCGUCAACAUCGCCAGCCGCAUGGAUACCACUGGCGUUGAGUGCCGCAUCCAGGUGAGCGAGGAGAGCUACCGUGCCCUGAGCAAGAUGGGCUAUGAGUUUGACUACCGUGGGACGGUAAAUGUCAAGGGGAAGGGUCAGAUGAAGACCUACCUGUACCCCAAGUGUACAGACAGUGGGCUUGUGCCGCAGCACCAGCUGUCCAUCUCCCCGGACAUCCGCGUCCAGGUGGAUGGCAGCAUUGGGCGGUCACCCACCGAUGAGAUUGCCAACUUGGUGCCUUCUGUACAGACCUCGGACAGCAGCCCACAGGCCAGGGAUGCCUACGCAUCCUCCCAGAGGCCCCGGCGGGAGCCUGUGAGAGCAGAGGAGAGGCCCCUGUUCAGCAAAGCCAUAGAGAGGAGUGACGGGGAGGACACUGGUCUGGAGGACACCAAUGAGCUGACCAAGCUCAAUACCACCAAGGCCAUGUGA